Phaethon lepturus (White-tailed tropicbird) is the source of this 1679-nucleotide messenger RNA. It is a transcript of the gene LRTM2, whose product is annotated as leucine-rich repeats and transmembrane domains 2. Gene Ontology annotation, biological process: regulation of presynapse assembly; axonogenesis; positive regulation of synapse assembly. Gene Ontology annotation, molecular function: protein binding. The coding region runs from base 321 to 1433 and encodes 370 amino acids. The transcript is spliced from 4 exons. NCBI's taxonomy places the organism in Eukaryota, Metazoa, Chordata, Aves, Phaethontiformes, Phaethontidae. The record is from RefSeq and is a predicted model, not a curated record. Gene Ontology annotation, cellular component: membrane.
UUCCGGAGGAUUACAGUCCCUUUCCCACGCUGCCAUCUCGCCGUGCGGCUCCUCUGCCCUCUGCGCGGGGUGAGCGGCUGGCUAGGAGGGGCUCCUGCCAAUUAGGGUCCACGGAGAGCCCAGCCGGCAAGGGAGAGACUUUCUGCUGGAUUUGCUUUGGGAUUGUACCGGCUUUGCUGGGAGAGCUGCCGUUCUCACUGGAGGGUCCACCCCAGCCCGAGAGAGGACCCGGCAGGCAGACUACAAGGUCAUUCCUCUUCCCUUUGGGGCUGUGUGCCAGGCUGGCUGGUGGAUGUGAAGACACGCUGGAGAAGACAAUAAUGCUGCCUACAACUGCUGGCCACCGGUGGAGGAGCAGGUUCCUCAUGAGGUGGCAAGAGGCUUGUCUGCUUGGCUGUUGGCUGUCGCUGUGUGCUGCCGAGUCCUUCUUUGCUUGUCCUUCCUCCUGCAAGUGUAACAGUGGCAACCUGGAAGUGGACUGUAGUGGCCUGGGCCUCUCUUCCAUCCCCUCAGACAUCCCCACAAACACCAGGACCUUCCUCUUCCUCAACAACAAACUCAGCACCCUGCCAGGAGCAGUGUUUUCCAACCUGUCUGCCCUACAGAGGCUGGAUCUAUCGAACAACUUCUUGGACCAGCUCCCUCAGAACAUCUUCAGUGAUCUGGGGAACCUCACGGAGCUCCAGCUGAGGAACAACAGCAUCAGGGCCUUGGACAAGGACCUGCUACAACACACAGCCCUGCUGCGCCAGCUGGAUCUCUCCAUCAACGGCCUGGCCCAGAUACCCUCGGGCAUCUUUGACGACCUGCCUGCUCUCCGCUCCCUCUCUCUCAGGUCCAAUCGCCUGCAGAGCCUGGACAGGGUGACCUUCGAACCGCUAACCAGCCUGCAGCACCUCCAAGUUGGGGAUAACCCCUGGGAAUGCGACUGCAACCUCCGAGACUUCAAGCACUGGAUGGAGUGGUUCUCCUACAGAGGUGGGAAAAUUGACCAGCUGGCAUGUACCCUGCCCAAGGAGCUGAAAGGGAAGGAUAUGCGAAUGGUGCCCAUGGAGAUGUUUAACUACUGCUCCCAGCUGGACGAUGAGAACAGCUCUACCGUGCUGGACAAUACUGGCCCACCCUGCACUAAAGGAAGCCCAGCUCCUUCCAAAUCUAAAUCGGGCCCAGAAACAGAAGUGGAGCCCAGUGUGGGAUGCCCUCAGAAACAGCGAUAUAGGCCUGUGAGCGUGCGCCGGGCUAUUGGCACUGUGAUCAUUGCAGGGGUGGUUUGCGGCAUUGUUUGCAUCAUGAUGGUGGUGGCAGCUGCUUAUGGUUGCAUCUAUGCCUCCCUUAUGGCCAAGUACCACCGGGAGCUGAAGAAGAGGCAGCCACUCAUGGGUGACACAGAAGGUGAACAUGAAGAGCAAAAACAAAUCUCUUCUGUUGCAUGAAACUCUUCUAGGAAGGAAGGGACAGCAAUGAACAAAGGUACCUGAGAGCAGUCAAGGAUGGGGUCUUCCCAAAAUACAUCUUCCCAGACAGACAGACUGUGCUAUUGCUCCACUCGCCCAAGUAGUGCAACAUGCUUCUGGGGGGUCAGGGCACCUGGCUCAAUUUCUGUUCCUCUGCCCCAGGCCCAUUUUGUGCCCUUUCAUCCUUGGGCCCUCCCAGACAAAUAAAGUAGAGUCAGACCUCGA